AUGAAAAAACUCCUGAAGACUGAGCAGAAAAAUUGAGUGGUGCAAAGAGAGAAGAAAAAAGUGAGCACGUCACUCGUUCGCUCGCUCGGCCGGCCAAAAACACACAUCGUCAUCAUCAUCCUCAUGAUCUCAUCCUUCGAAUUCUUCGCCCUCACCUCCAAACCCUAACCCUAACCCUAGAACUCCCUAAACCCUAGCACCACCCAUGGCGGCCGCGGCCAGAAUCGACGGCCAGGAUCCCCCGAUCUCGUCCUCGGCUCCUCCAAUCGACGGCCAGGACAAGGUCAUCGCCACCGCUAGGCAGAUCGUAAAGAGCCUCAAGCGCAACGAUAAGACCGCGCGCGAGGACAUGCUCCGCAUUCUUCUCGACCUUCGACAACCGCUUCUCCUCCAUCAACCGUAUUCGCCUUACCCUCCGCCCGACGCCUCCCGACGGCAGGGAUCGCCGAUCGAGGGGGACGAAGAAGAAGGCGGAGCUGAGGACGUCGAGGCCGACGAGGCUCGUCUCAGGAUCGAGGCCAGGCUUGAUGAGGCUGACAAGGUAAUUUCUCGCUGGGACUCUUUGCAGUUCGAAACCCUACUGUUUGAAUCCUCGCCGGAUGAGAUCGCAGAUUUUCUCUUUACGGUCGACGAUCUCAUCUCCGUCGCUAGCAAGGAUGAAUUCGAUUUCUAUGAAGAUCUACGCGAAAAAGCUGAGAUCUUGAUCCAGAUCUCGAUGUCGAGGCUCGAGGAGGAGUUCCGCCACAUCAUGAUUCGGAACACCGUCCCCCUCGACGCCGCGGGCUUGCACAGCUCGAUCCGUCGCCUUUCCCUCUCUUUCGCGUCUGAUGCAGGUGAAAAUGAACACUUGGACGAAGAAUUCGACAUCUCGAAUGAGGCUGAGUCGUCCGUAGAUAGCUCCAGUCAUCAUCAUCAUCGGAGGCAAGAAAGCGAGAGAUCUGAGCGGUUUGGUUCACUCUCUGAAGUUGACCUCAUCCGUCCUGAGGCGGUUGCGGAUUUGAAAGAUAUUGCGGAUCGAAUGAUCCGGUCCGAUUACAGUAAAGAGCUUUCUCAGGUGUAUAGCAGUGUGAGAAGAGAGAUCUUGGAUGAGUGUCUCUCUGUUCUUGGUGUUGAUAGAAUGAGUAUUGAUGAAGUGCAGAGAAUUGAGUGGAAGACUCUUGAUGAUAAGAUGAGAAAGUGGAUACAGGCUGUGAAAGUAGUGGUGAGGGUCUUGUUGUCGGGUGAGCGCCGUCUCUGUGAUGAGAUCUUUUCUGAAUCUGAUGAGCUUAAAGAAGAGUGUUUUGUUGAGAGUACCAAGGGCUGCAUCAUGCAACUGUUGAAUUUUGGAGAUGCUGUUGCAAUCCAAAGGCGGUCGUCAGAGAAGUUGUUUCGGAUUCUUGACAUGUAUGAAGCUCUAUCGGAAGUAAAACCCAGUUUGGAUGAAUUGUUUGCCGGUGACUUGGGUGCUUAUAUUAUCAAGGAGACUGAGCGGAUAUUGGAGUGGUUGGGUGAUGCUGUGAGAGGAACGUUAGCAGAAUUUACAAAUGCAGUUCAGAAGGAGACUUCGAAAAAGACAAUGCAGGGUGGGGAGAUCCACCCUUUGGUUCGGUAUGUGAUGAAUUAUGUGAAGUUGUUGGUGGAUUAUAGUAACUUGCUUGAAUCUCUUCUUGAUGAUAGUGGAUUUGAGAGUGAGGAUGUUGGUUCUUGUGACGAGAGCAAGACCCGAUUAGGACACUGGUUGCGCUUGUUGAUUUCAUAUCUGGAGUCUAAUCUCGAGGAGAAGUCCAAGUUUUAUGAGGACGCAGCUUUGCAGUUCAUAUUUUUAAUGAAUAAUCGACUUUAUAUAGUCCAGAAAGUAAAGGAUUCUGAUCUUGGGAAAAUCUUAGGAGAAGAUUGGGUUCGGAGGCGUCGUGGGCAAAUUCGCCAGUACCAUAAUAGUUAUAUCAGAGCAUCUUGGACGAAAGCGUUAUCUUUUCUGAAGGAUGAUGGAUUGGGUGGGAGUGGGAGUGCCAGUAGUGUUUCAAAAGUGGCUCUAAAGGAGCGUUUCAAGAGUUUUAAUUUGGCAUUUGAAGAGAUAUAUAGGACGCAAACUACUUGGAAGGUUCCAGAUCCUCAACUCCGUGAAGAGCUGCAGGUAUCUACAGCAGAGAGGAUUAUCCCAGCAUAUCGAUCUUUUCUGGGGAGGUUUGGUGGUCAGUUGGAGACUUCCCGGCAUGCAGCAAAGUACAUUAAGUAUACGCCAGAGGAUUUGGAGGCCCAACUUCUGGAGUUUUUUGAAGGGUCAUCUGGGUUGUCAAACCAUCCAAGGAGAAAACUUAGUUCAUCUUAGCUCAGUCAAUGACAGGAAAUGCUCAUGGCUGAUGCGCCUCAAAUGUUGCCAAGAUUGGCACAUGAACUGCUGCUGCAUUUAAGUUGUGGAUGUUAUGUGUGGUGUAGAUUUGCGUUGUUGCUUCCAUCCGUAGUCUGAUAUGAAGUACCAUGGUUCAGAUACGCAAGUACUGUUAUGUUUUCGCGAAAGAAACAAGAAACUUAGGUAAUAGUUUUAAUGUUUUCAAGUAUCAUGUAGAAACAACAGGCAGAUGUUCUGACUUGUGUUUUAUUUGCCCGUUGAAGUUAUAGUCAGGAGCUCCGAAUGCAGAUUCGAUUGAUUGUUUCCCAUAUUAAUUGAUGAAUGUGCCAACCAGAGUCAGUUUGGGACCUGAAGCUGUGUUUUUUGUCAAACAAGAUCGCAGAUUUCAAAUUUUAAUGCAAGGAACCGAGCUCUAUUGUAUCAUCAGAACAUGAUUUUUAAGAUCUGUUAGAUUUUCUUGUGUAGUCUUAAUCAUUUUAUUGGAUCUUCGUAAAUGUCGUCUUCUCGCUA
Asparagus officinalis (garden asparagus) is the source of this 2839-nucleotide messenger RNA. RefSeq names its product exocyst complex component EXO70B1. Gene Ontology annotation, cellular component: exocyst. Gene Ontology annotation, biological process: exocytosis. The record is from RefSeq and is a predicted model, not a curated record. NCBI's taxonomy places the organism in Eukaryota, Viridiplantae, Streptophyta, Magnoliopsida, Asparagales, Asparagaceae. Gene Ontology annotation, molecular function: phosphatidylinositol-4,5-bisphosphate binding.